Xylona heveae TC161 is the source of this 2418-nucleotide messenger RNA. RefSeq names its product Het-C-domain-containing protein. Bases 1 to 2418 code for a protein of 805 amino acids. The record is from RefSeq and is a predicted model, not a curated record. The transcript has 2 exons. NCBI's taxonomy places the organism in Eukaryota, Fungi, Ascomycota, Xylonomycetes, Xylonales, Xylonaceae.
AUGGCUUCAAGACUCACGUGGCUGGUCAUUGUGGCCGCGCUGUUGCUUGUGAUUCUUCCCUCACCUGCGGCCGCCUUUGGAGCGGGAAACAUUGCGUCCAUUUCGAAAAUCGAAGGACAGAACUGGCGCCAUGGAGACAUUGAAGAUAUGCUGAAAAAAGUGGCUUUCAUCAAGCACCACAAAUGGACCAGCCUCAUGAUCUCUCGCGCCUACUUUGGCAACUGGCUGCGAGACUACUCUCAGGCAGUGGAUGUCGGCACUCUCAAGGGCGUUCAGGCCGGCACUUUGCGCAUCCUAGUCUGGAUCCUGGGCUUCAUGUCUUUUGGAUAUGCUACGGCAGAAUUCGAGGUCACCGAGGAAAGACUCGGUGUCUAUCGCCCUGAAGAACACAUUGACAACCCCAAGGACUAUGCCGAUAAUGUCGACGCGCGCCAGUACGACUCGCGGCUGCGCGGACCGGUCAGUCCCGAAGAACUAGCUAUUGAUCCUCGAACUGGCAUGAAAAACUACAUUGCCAAUGAGAGCGGAGGAUGGGCUACGAGCUCCGGAUACGUUAAGCACAGCUUUGCGCGCAGCAUUCAUUUUGGAAGAGUCUAUACCAACGGCCCACGCGGCGUCAAGGGAAAAGAGGCAGAUCUGUGUGAAGCUUUACGGUGCCUCGGUCAAGGCCUGCACACGCUGGAAGAUUUUGGCGCGCAUACAAACUAUACCGAGCUAGCGCUUCGUGAGCUAGGCUUUACGAAUGUCUUCCCCCAUGUUGGAGCAGCAACAGAGAUCCAGAUCGGCCAUAAGAGGAUCUUCCCACUUGUCACGGGCACCUUUGGCGGUGUUGACUUUCUCCACUCUGUCCUCGGCGAGGCCAACGACCACUUUGCCCAGACCGAGGUAAACGAAAUGGACAUUGCCCUGAACGAAGCACAGCAGAAAUCACACGGGUCGUCGUCAGGCGCAGGCGCACGUAGCUUUGGCAACAACCCAGGCCAGGAGGCCUCCUUCUUCACCUCCCUCCUCUCUCAGAUCCCCGGCACCAGCGGGCUCUGCGCCGAAGCAGCACGCCUACAAGCCGACUCCGACGCGCAAGAGCAAUCCAACCGCGCUGGCGCUGGCGGCGAAUACUACGGGGGCAUGUCGCGAGCAGCAGAUCCCAAUGCCGUGCAAACAUCCUUCCCCGCCCCUCCUGGCUCCACGGGGGGUCCUCCCGGACCCGGCAUACCGGGGAUGAGUCCGAACUUUGACCCGCUGAAGACGGCCGCGCAAAUCUACCCGAUCCUCGAGUUCCGCGACAAGGUCGUCAAGAAGAUAUCCGGCAUCAUUGAGAAGAUCCCCGGUCUCGAAGCGCUGAUUGAGAAAAUCACCGAGACUUUGACCUUGUUUGUCCUCUCCCUCCUCGCGCCGUACAUUCGGCCCAUUAUCGAAGCCGUCUCGAAACAGCUCAAGACGGGCUCCUCGGCCGUCAUCGACUCCAGCGGCAAGCACCAGUACGAAGUCUGGACGGACCCGCACUGCUCGGACCCCACCCACUCGAUGCUGUCCAAGGACCAUUUCGCAAACAUCCUCAACGAGCCCGCCGGUCAGGUCGCCUCUGCUAUCCUCCAGUACGUCGCGCCCCGCGUCAUUUACGCGUGGGAACACCCCGACGUGCCCGUGGAUCAGGUCCUCGACGAUGUCAUUCGCGUCUUUCACCAUCCCGCCCUCCGCGAUCAGCAUCUGGAGAUCCACAAGACCAUGUUCGAUGUCGUGCAGCGCUGGGCCCACGCCCAGCCCCAUCGCGGCCAGCGCCUCAAUGACAUUCUCAGCUCCGAGAGCGUUCGCGAGGGCCACAAUCUCACUGCUGUAGGCGCUGGUCAGGGUCAGGGCCAUGGCCAUGGCCACGGCGGUCAUAGUCACGGAUCCGUCUCCGCUUCUGCAUCAUCGGGCCACGCCAGUCCGUACCCCGGCUAUGCUGCUCCCACGCCGCCUCCUUAUUUCCCUCAGUCUCAGUCUCAGUCUCCUUAUCCCCCUCAGUCCCAGUCUCCUUAUCCCCCCGGAUCUUGUCCUCCUCAGCCUUAUGAUUCUCAUCCUCCCGGAUCUUACCCGCCUCAAUCCUACGAUCCUCAGUCUUAUCCACCCGGAUCUUAUCCUCCAGGCGAGGCUUACCCACCGCAACAAGCGGCGUACGGCGAUCGUCCGUAUGAUCCAUAUGGUGCUGCACCUCCCGGCGCUCCUCCCGUCCCUGCACCAUCAUCAUCAUCAGGGGGGUACGACCAGCCUGCGUACGGAUCAUACGACAGCCAGCCUCCAGCGUACCCGUAUCAACAGGCCCCGCCACCACCAGGAAGGCCAGGAGGACCAGGAGGGCCAGGGGGGCCAGGGCAAGCGCACUGGGGCGGUCAGAGUUACGGGUACGGUGGCAGCGGCGGCGGUGGCGGUGGAUAUUAG